Messenger RNA from Didymodactylos carnosus, 618 nucleotides. Lineage: Eukaryota; Metazoa; Rotifera; Eurotatoria; Philodinida; Philodinidae. The record is from the annotation of a GenBank genome assembly.
AUGGCUGUUGCAAUUCAUUCUUUAAAUGACGAAGUUGAUUUCGAUGACGAAUUUUUUUUCGGGCCACUUCGCAAAGCCAAAGAUUUGAAAAAUAUAGCAUUUCAAAUCGUCAUUGAAUGUCUUUUAUGUUUGGAUGACGCAUCAAAUCGAGAUACAACGGUACGCCAAGAUCUUCUACGCGAAUGUCGACUACAGUAUCAAAAUGACGAACGUGAGUUAGCUCGAAUUAAUGAGUUUGAACAAAUAUAUGCUUCCCAAGAAGCACUCAAAUGGUAUUCAAAAGAUUCCUUUUUAUAUCGCCUUCUAAACCGAGCGCUUCGAACAGAACGUGCUGCCGAAAUUCUGAAGUAUCGCCUAAUUAUUAUAGAUCUUCAUAGAGAGUUGCAGAAGCUUAUGCAUCAACAAUUAAGAGAAUGUCCCGUAUUGCUCACUGUUUACCGCGGUCUACCUGUGUUUAAUGAACUACGAUUGUUAGAAAUGAACGAAGGCGAUUUGAUUACCAUAAGCUCAUUUUGGUCGGCUACUACGGAUAAGCAGAUUGCCGGCAUAUUUGGUGGAGCCGGUGACGAUCGCAAACAGUCAUCGGAUCUGCAAAGGACGAGAAACGGUUUCUGCUAG